Molecule: messenger RNA, 6234 nt
Organism: Seriola aureovittata
Lineage: Eukaryota; Metazoa; Chordata; Actinopteri; Carangiformes; Carangidae
Gene: man1b1b
Product: mannosidase, alpha, class 1B, member 1b
Exons: 14
Coding region: 252-2189 (645 amino acids)
Biological process (GO): carbohydrate metabolic process; N-glycan processing
Cellular component (GO): endoplasmic reticulum; membrane
Molecular function (GO): mannosyl-oligosaccharide 1,2-alpha-mannosidase activity; calcium ion binding
Source: RefSeq, a predicted model, not a curated record
CAGCAUGCAUGUGUCUGAAUCAUUUGUUGUUGUCAGCGAGCAGCAUCACAUCCAAAGCUACAAGUGGAUUACAUUCAACUAGCAGAUUUUUUUUUAUCGUCUGUACAAUAAUACGUGUUUUAAACAUGAAGAGACCCCCGAGGCUAUUUCAUUAACGUUGAGCUAACGGCAAAUGAAACGCUGAUACUGUUGGUGGAUUAGACUGGUGGCAUAUGUAACGCUGGAGACUUUUCAAGGGCUGGGUUACAGACAUGCACCCACCAUCUCGACAGGACUAUGUAUCUAUAAGCCUUACUGGACAAGGAAGUGGAAGUUACAAUAACAGUAAGCAUUGGAGGAGGCAGUCCUGCUGGAGGAAAUGGAAGCAACUGUCCAGACUGCAGCGGAGCCUCAUUCUCUUCCUCCUUAUCCUUCUGUUCAUUUGUGGAAUUUCUUCCUAUCCUACUGUUACUGAACACCUCAAAGGCCUUACAGAUGGAGAGCAAGACACAGACAGUAACAGCGUCCUGAAGCCCGUCAUCCCUCAUGUGCUGCCUGAGCCUGUCAAACAGGGACAUCCAGCUCUGCCAGAGCAACUAUCCCAGAGGAAAUUAUCCAAUAAGAGAGGACCGCCCAUUCUUCAGAACCGUCUUCCGAAGAAAGAAAACGCUUCAAGUACAGUGCCUGAGGACAAGCCAGCUGGUGGCAAGAGAGAAGGGGAGGAGGAGGGAGUCAUCAGCUGGCGUGGAGCAGUGAUUGACACUGAGCAUGCCACAGAGGGCACCAAGGACCAGGAGAAGGAGGAUUUACCUGCCGACCCAGAGGCCAAAUCGUCUAAAGACUCAGAAGCCAGCUGGCUGGAGGAGGUGCGGGAAGCUUUCAGACAUGCAUGGAAGGGAUAUAAAGAUUUUGCUUGGGGCCAUGAUGAGCUCAGGCCCAUCUCCAAGUCCUACAGCGAGUGGUUUGGACUGGGUUUGACACUUAUUGAUGCCUUGGACACCAUGUGGAUCCUGGGGCUUAAAGAGGAAUUUGAAGAAGCAAAGGCAUGGGUGACAGCAGAGCUCACAUUCAACAAGAAUGUAGAUGUCAACUUGUUUGAGAGCACCAUCCGCAUCCUGGGAGGCCUGCUGAGCACCUACCACCUGACUGGAGACACGCUGUUCCUAGACAAAGCUAAAGACAUCGGCUCAAGGCUGAUGCCAGCCUUCAACACCCCAUCCAAGAUCCCCUACUCUGAUGUGAACAUUGGGAAAGGUACAGCCCACCCCCCUCGCUGGACCUCAGACAGCACUGUGGCUGAGGUUACUAGCAUCCAGCUGGAGUUCAGAGAGCUCAGCCGCCUCACCCAGGAUCCACAGUAUGAGGCUGCGGUGGCUGAGGUUAUGAAUCAGGUCCACAAGCUAGAUGGCAAGCUGGAUGGUCUCGUGCCCAUGUUCAUCAAUACAAACAACGGACAGUUCACUCAUCAAGGCAUCUACACACUGGGAGCCAGAGCCGACAGCUACUAUGAAUACCUGCUGAAGCAGUGGAUCCAGGGAGGCAAGAAGGAGGACCAGCUCUUGGAGGACUACCUGCAGGCAAUAGAGGGUGUAAAGAAGAACCUGUUGCAGAAGUCUUCUCCUAACGGCCUGACCUUCGUUGGAGAGCUCUCACAUGGACAGUUCAGCCCUAAAAUGGAUCAUCUAGUGUGUUUCCUGCCGGGCACUCUGGCCCUCGGUGCUCACAACGGCCUGCCUGCUGAUCACAUGGAUCUGGCCAGACAGCUCAUGGAGACCUGCUACCAGAUGUAUGUCCAGAUGGAGACAGGCCUCAGUCCGGAGAUAGUCCACUUCAACAUGCAUCAGGGCAGCACCCGGGACAUCGAAGUGAAGCUGGCAGACAGACACAACCUCCUGCGACCAGAGACGGCAGAGAGUCUCUUCUACCUGUACAGGUUUACAAAGGACCACAAGUACCGGGACUGGGGUUGGAAGAUUCUCAAAAACUUUGACAAGUACACCAAGGUUUCCUCCGGUGGCUACACCUCCAUCAAUAACGUGCGUGACCCAGACUACCCGAGCCCCCGGGACAAGAUGGAGAGCUUCUUCCUGGGGGAGACCCUGAAAUAUUUGUACCUGCUAUUCUCAGACGACCCCAACCUGAUCAGCCUAGACCAGUAUGUCUUCAACACUGAAGCUCAUCCUCUGCCCAUAUGGCCUUCCACUGCAUGAUGCACGCACGCACGCACGUACGCAUGCACGCACGCGCGCGCGCACACACGCACACACACACACACACACACACACGCACACACACACACACAGGAAUUCAAAUGGCACAUAUAAACACAACAGAACUUCUCAGGGUUGAUGAUAGCUUCGUCUCUUCUGUCUCAGUGAGAGAACUCCAAAACAACACAGAUGGAAAAAGCCUCUUUACUUUUUGUUUGUUAUGAGUCAUUUUGUUGUGUGGAUUUCUGGAGGUGAUAGAGUUCAUGCUGGAGAAGCAGAGGACUCUUUCUGUCCUCUUCAACACACAUAACAUCAGCACUGAGGAGACACUUGACUUGAACUGAAGCCGUCUUCACCACAUGUUGAGGGAAGGAGUUGGACUGAUACAUGUGUCUGAAGGCUGGGUUGAAUAUUUUCAGUUUAAAGCUCCUCAUAGCUUCUAUUUUGCUAAUAGUUCAUCAUGUUCAAUUUCUAACAAAAAUGGCAGCGCCAGAAAAAAAUCCGUAUAAACGUUUACCCUGCUUUGUAUUCUUAUUACAGAGGAGAGGUUUGUGAAACAGAAUGUAAUCCACUGUGACACAAAGCCAGUAUCUGGGGGCCUGACCCUAGUGCUUGGUGUGACAGGAGGCUGGUUGCCUUCGUAGCAACAUGUUCCCUGACAGCAGCCGCAAGCUGUCUGAACUGAAACCAACCACUGCCUGCUGCACCUGGACCCUGACGCUCUGCUCACAUGUUUGUGUUUGGGUGUGACUCCUGCAGGGAAAAGAGGAAACAGCUAAUUCCUCAUCGCACUGUAUAUAGUGAUUAAGUGCUAGAGCUAUUCUCAGAUGCUGAAGCUUCCUGAGGGGGCAUAAGCAUGCCACCAUUUAUGUUUGCUGUGCCGGGUUGCAUUCAUGUCAUACAGGACAUGGGGGGGUUUUUACUGCAUGAAAAUUGUGUUCAGUCCCUUCGGCUCAAGGAGAAAACAAUGACCAGUCAUGUGCUGUGGAACAGUCUGCAACUACAGAUGAAACAUAUAUGGUAAAUUAUGAUCUCAAUUUGUCAUCUUGUUGAGAUUUUCUGGUCUCACUGUUUAUCAGUGGAGGAAGCAGCAUUCACAUCCAGCCAUUUCGUCCAUUCGUCCCAUUCUCGUGGACACGAUAUCUCAGUAACUCCUUGAGGGAACGUCAAAUUUGGCACAAACAUUCACGUGGGCUAAAGGAUGAACAGAUUGGAUUUUGGUGGCCAAAGGUCAAGGUCACAGUUUCCUUGCAAAACAGGAUUUUGGCCUUGUGAACAGGAUAUCUUGAGAACACACGUGUUAUCGUGGAGACAUAAUUCUAGUUUGAGUAAAUGUGCUGAAUCAUUAUGAGCUAAAUGUAUUAAAGGUUGAAGUACUGUUGGCUCAUUUUAAAGGCAGAUGCACCUUUGCAUCCCAGAAGUUGUCCUAGAACUGUACAGCAGUGUCUUUGUAAAUUAUUCAAUAAAGCCGUUAAUUACAGUGUAUAAGCUCUUUAAAAUACGCUCACUAAGAAACACUUGAGGCUCCAGUGUACAGCGCCACACAAAAUCCAUUUCAGUCUGAAUUUGAAUUAGUCUGUUUGGCUCAUGUCAGCGCUGACUAACCCUCGCCAUUACCGAGCUACUGUAGAGGGCUACGGUCCGAGCUAAUAUGAAAUACUGUUUGACAGUUUUUUUAAAAUGCAGCUACAAGCUGAACGUAUUGUGUGUUUCACACUCAAAGUCUUAAUGUUGUAGAGAUAUAAGGUGGCAAGUACUCAAGUACUUAAACUUUCUACCACUUGUAUUAACAGUGAAGCAGAUAUCAUUUACUUCUGGUUGGAUUAGGUCAUAGUGGGUAAUGUUACGAAUUCAUAAGCAGGACUGUUAAUGAAGUUCCUUGUCAGGUUAUUUUAUUGAUAAACUAUUUAAUUGCUUUUCCAGAAAAUGUCCUAUAACCACAAUAAUGGCCAUUAUCGCACUUUAAAAUGACACAUUUGGUUCAGAUCAGCCCCUCCUUAUAAAUUAUCUUCUUGUUACAUUGCUUUGAUUCAAAACUUGAAAAAGUCUAAAUAAAUCUUUAUCUAAUAAUUGGCAUGAAGUCCUGUAGUUCACUGUUUAAUGACAGUAACAGACAGGUUCACUUGUUAAACAUGAUUGCAGCACAGUGGCCAGCAGCUGUCUGCUGUACAGGUCUGUCAACAGUGUGAACAUGUGGUCAUGGUCUCUGAUGUCAUCAACAAGGAAGUGUCAGGUGUGGGGAAUGAUGUGCUGCUGCUAAAGUAACAAUCCUACUAAAUAUUCAAGUCUGGCAGGUAUGUUUAGGUACAACAAACCAGCUGUUUCUGGGGUGCCUCAGUGGUGCGUACCACAUAGGCUUAGUCCUAACGGCAUGGCCAUGGGUUCGAUUCCAACCCGUGGCCCUUCGCUGCAUGUCAUCCCCUCUCUCUCUCUUCCUGAAUUUCCUGUCACCAUACUGUCUGAAUAAAGGCAAAAAUGCCCUAAAAAGAUAACAAAAAAAAAAACCAGCUGUUUCUCCCAUAUGACAUGAAUGCAGCACCAGUCUCUACAUGGGACACAGAUGAACUUGGUUGUUGCCAAGCAGCAGAUUUAAUGAACUGUGAAGCUUUUGUUUUAUGAGGAUAGUGAUGGGUUGAUUUGGCUUGUUUCGAUGGGGUGGGGGAGGGGCGGGGUGGGGGCUCACUGAAUGUUCCUGUUCAUUCGUCUUUUGUUAUCUUCCUUGUUAAGGUGUUGUGUUUCUUUCUCUUUUAACUGAGAGAAAUGAAAUUAGAUUUUAGCAUAAUAUAUGGAUUUCUAGUGUAUGUUCUAAGUCGUAAUUGCAGAUAUCCUAACAGCUUGGAUUGUGCAUUUAGCUUAGUUUCUGUAGCGUCACAGAGCAGCUUGCAGUCAUUCCUGUAAAUCCAGUUAGUUUACAUCACAGCUCUACUUUUAAAAACAUUCUGAAUUUGAAUUGAGACCAAAUUCAUUUUGUAUAUUGUUUUUCCUCACACGUGCCUUUAAUGUUGCUUCAGACAACAAUCCAACUGUUAACAUCCAUUCCUCUCCAUCCAGCUUACUGCAGGUCUAAGUAUUUUUACAGUAGAACAAUGAAAUGAGGGUUGAUAUUUUUCCAGCAGUCCCUCGAAGCAAUCAUUAGAGUUACAUAAUGCUAAUCUCUUAUGAGUGUGUAUUUAAACCCUGCCUACAAGGGCUCUGUGUGAUCCCACUCGGAUGUUUCAGCAUAAUUCCUGAGCCAAAGAUGCUGAAAAUACGAUCAACCCUGGUUUUUGAUUUUGUUUUUACCGAUGAAAAGCCAUUUCUCCAAAGCCACAUCCUUCAGGAAAAACUAACAAAGGAGAUAUUUUCAGCGCUUUUGAUAACAGUGUCACUGGUGUGGGUGACUGAUGUUAGUAUUUUUAGAUUUAAGUCAUUGAUGACUGAUUCAUUUCUAUAUUAGUUGCAGCUGCUUUUAACAGAAGGCUGCACAUACAGAUGCCUACAGCUGUGAGCUUACAGUUUACAGCCAGAUCUGACUUCAAGUCUUCAUGUUCAUGAUCAGUGCCCAACAAUCUGUUGUCAUCCUGAGUUCAUUUACAGCUGUUUCACCAGAAUGCAACGAAUCAAACCUCAUUUAGAGCAUCACAUGAAAAUCCAGCUAUAAUGACAUUUUUACAGUUGAAGUGAGCAGAGCAGAGUCUCUGCUGGGGAUUUGACAUUUUUUGAAAAGUAGAAAUUGGGAUCCUGAAAAUAACUUUUUUGUAAGAGCUCUGUCAUUUUUGUCGUUUGUGUGUUGUGUGUCAAACCUAACACGUCCUCUCUGUCUGAAGUGUGAUCUUUGUCCUGAUGGGAUCUUAAUGUAUGAAUGUGGAACAUGUUAAAGAGCUUCGUUCUGAUGGAGGGGCGGCUGCAUUGGUUCAGUGUUUGAAUGUUUUAUUUAUUUCAAACUUUCUUAAACAUACAAAAUGUAUUGUUGAUGUCACCUGGUGUAUACAAUGCUGGAUUUGCUUUAAUUGUGCAAAAAUACAAUAAAAUUUAAAUGAAAGAUUUUAUUCAUCAGAAAACAAAA